AUGUCUUGUCUCCGAUCCCAGCAGCGCUGGGCCAUUUUCCAACCCGCAGAAGAACCCGCGAAGCCUCGAACGCUUCACGAGAAUAAGCCGCGUCAAGCACGCGUUUCGUCUGACCUGUGCAAUGUGCGCACGACCAAUAAUCUACCGCCGCUGAACGACAUCCGUGAAUGGGAAGAACCUAUCGCGGAACGCGCGCGCCCCUCUUGGGCAGAUGCCGAUUCCAUUCGCUCGAAAGAGAACAAAUACCUCUAG
This is a messenger RNA of Penicillium atrosanguineum, 252 nucleotides long. RefSeq lists its product as uncharacterized. The record is from RefSeq and is a predicted model, not a curated record. Bases 1 to 252 code for a protein of 83 amino acids. The transcript has a single exon. Lineage: Eukaryota; Fungi; Ascomycota; Eurotiomycetes; Eurotiales; Aspergillaceae.